AGUGAGCUAGAGCGGCAGGAGCCGUGAGACGUUUGGUGUGGGUGGUGGGUGUGGUGGAAUAGUAGUCAAGUGUUUAAGAACAGAAAAUGGGUUUAAAGAAGUUCCAAAUUGUUUUUGAUAAUCCUUGGUCAACAUAUUAUAGCGGUCAGCCAGUGACAGGCCGAUUGCUUUUGACUGUCGACUCUCCCAAAAAGAUCCGGGGUAUUGUUAUACAUUUUAAAGGGGAAGCAGCAGUUGAAUGGAGUGAAACUGAAACUAGAAGCAAACCCAGCACUCCUGCUGGCACUGGGAAUGAAGGCGGUGCUACCACUGCUUCAUCUGGCUCUGUUCAGAAUGUCACUGUGAAUUACUCGUCACAUGAACAGUACUUUGAAAACAAAUUUAAUUUGCUUGGUGGGAGCAGUGGUGAAAUUGAAAUGCCAGCUGGAGAGCUUUGCUACCCAUUUGCUACCCACUUACCGCCAAAUCUUCCUUCAUCUUUUGAAGGUGAACAUGGACAUAUUCGAUAUACAGUCAAAGCUAAACUGGAUCGGCCAUGGAAGUUUGACCAAGAAGCAAAGGCAGCAUUUACUGUUAUAUCUCCUUUAGAUCUGAAUACUCAUCAAACAGCAAAGGAACCAGUGAGGAAGGAGGUAUCAAAACACUUUGGUUUCUGCUGUUGGAGUUCAGGACCACUGACAAUGACCUUAUCACUGCCUGUUAGUGGUUAUGUUCCUGGCCAAGAGAUUCCCAUCACUGUUGAUGUUGAAAACAACAGUGAUGUACCUAUACGUGAAGUGAAAUGCACACUGAGAAAGCUACUGACUUUUACUGUGACAAAUCCCAAUAAAAGUACCAAAAAAGAUAACAUUAACAUUGGGGAAUUGGUUUUGGGUCCUGUUGAACCUCAUGGAACAAGCAGCUGGACACAAAUGUUGAAGGUUCCACCACUACCUCCAUCCAAUCUGAAUAACUGCAGCAUAAUUGAUUUGGACUAUGAUCUGAAAGUAAAAGCCAAAUCUUCAAAAUGGCACAGAGACCUUCAGACAACAACACCUAUUAUUCUGGGGACAAUUCCUUUGAUAUCUUAUCAACCACCCGUUGUCCCAGCUGGAGAAAAACCGCCUGGAGAGGUAAAUGGAGAAAACCCCAAUGUUCCUGCUGGCACAGGUAUUUCUCCUGCUGGUUACAAUGUACCACCACCUGCUAUGGAAGUACUUCAGGCCCCAGGAAAUACUGGCUGGAACAUGCCACCAUCUGAUCCCAAUGCAGAGUCACAGCCUAAUGUGCCUUCACAGGGACCAUCAUUAUAUCCAGACCUGUCACCACCUACUUUUUCUGAAAGCAUGUUUGGUCCGAAGAAUAUCAAGGAUGCAGGAGACAACCAGUAUACACAAGGCAAUUUGGAAUAUGCUCCACGUUAUCCAGUUUUCAAUUUUGAGAAUAAGUAAUGUUUUCCACCGAGGAAUGAUGUCCUCACUAACAUAUAUCUUCCUUGAUUAAGGAGAAACUGGAAUCUCUGAGCCAUAAAAACCCUACAUAAAGUAAUGUUAUGAUUAUCAUAAAAGUGAACCUCAAGAUAAUGUUAUGUACCAUAGAGAUUGUUUACUGAAUGGGGAAGUUUUUUGAACUGUUUUAUUAAGAAAAACUACUACUUAGCUUGAAAGUACAUGCUCAUCUUAUUUGGUGGUGAAGUUAUGAGCAAGAAGCCUAAGCACACUGUUGGCUGUCACGUGUCGUAGUGUGAAAUAGAAUUUUAUCCAAAUGUAGUUGGAGAGUUGAUGUAAGUUGGCAGUUUCUCUUGUUGCCUAAAGAAUAUAAAGCAAGAAUUGGAAGUGGUUCCAUUUGUUCACUGAUAUAGAAGAUACACUGACCUACAUUGUCUUUGUCAUUAUAACAUGAAAAUUAGUUAACAUCCAUGUACUUAUUGUCUGUCAAUAUUGCAACACUUGUUUAUUCACUACUUAAUUUUAGUUUUAGUUCGACAUUAUACACUUUGACACUACAUG
Cryptotermes secundus is the source of this 1988-nucleotide messenger RNA. Its product is annotated as arrestin domain-containing protein 17. The transcript has 7 exons. Gene Ontology annotation, biological process: protein transport. Bases 87 to 1430 code for a protein of 447 amino acids. The record is from RefSeq and is a predicted model, not a curated record. Lineage: Eukaryota; Metazoa; Arthropoda; Insecta; Blattodea; Kalotermitidae. Gene Ontology annotation, cellular component: cytoplasm.